AUGUUGACACCUUUAAAUACAAAUGAUAGUAUUGGAUAAACAAAUUUUUAUCAGAUGGGUGAUUAUACUAAUAGUUAAAGUUGUUUAGAUAAAUUAGGUAAUUAAAUGGGAAUCUUCCUUCAGCAAAAGAUUGAAUUAGUGUAUGGAAUGACAGGUAAAUUAUCCUUUAUUAUUUAGGAUUUAAUAAUCCUAGAGUAUAUAAUAUAUUCCCAGGAAAUGAUAAAGGUGAGUAAAUAUAAUAGAAUGAAUUAUUUAAAUGCAAAGAAAAGUCUUUAUCUGGAGCAUAUUUAGCAUUAGGGUAUUUGUUUUAACAAAUAUUUAGUCCUCCACAAAGGCCAUUUGAGAUUUAUGCAAUAAAUUAUAAUUCCAUAGAUCUUACAGAUUAAUAGAUCUUAGAUAAUUCUAAUAGAGUUAUCUUCAAAAUUGAAAGAAAGUAAGCAUCUAUUUGUUGCUGUUGCUGUUUAGAUAGGUAAUAAUUUUAAUAUUUUACUAUUAAGACCAUGUAUUGAAGUUCAUUAUCUUGAAAAUGGUGAAAAUAAAAAAUUAGGAUAAAUUAUUGAAUUGUGUUAUUGUUGCAGGCUUGGCUGUAACAUAUUUGAUUUUUCAAAUUAAUUAAAAUAUAUAAUUUAGGAGUCUAGUUAUUGUUAAUGUAAUCAUGCAAAUUUUGAUAUUAAAACUCCUGAUGGAGAAGUAAAUAAUCAUAUUAAUUAUUAUAGGUAAUUGCUCCUAUGAAAAAGAAAAUUAAAAAUACUUGGGACGACUAGACUGAUAAUUUUAAAGUUGUAUUUCCUUAAAAUGCAUCAAAAGAAGAUAAGGCUUUGAUUCUAGCAGCUACAAUAAUGUUUGAGUACAUGUACUUCUCAAAUACAGAAAAUCUGAAUCCUAAUUAAUAUAAUCAAAACAAUUUCCCAAUCUGA
Paramecium sonneborni is the source of this 917-nucleotide messenger RNA. The record is from the annotation of a GenBank genome assembly. NCBI's taxonomy places the organism in Eukaryota, Ciliophora, Oligohymenophorea, Peniculida, Parameciidae.